Molecule: messenger RNA, 6593 nt
Organism: Ctenopharyngodon idella (grass carp)
Lineage: Eukaryota; Metazoa; Chordata; Actinopteri; Cypriniformes; Xenocyprididae
Gene: b4galt5
Product: UDP-Gal:betaGlcNAc beta 1,4- galactosyltransferase, polypeptide 5
Exons: 9
Coding region: 295-1440 (381 amino acids)
Biological process (GO): glycoprotein biosynthetic process; carbohydrate metabolic process
Molecular function (GO): UDP-galactose:glucosylceramide beta-1,4-galactosyltransferase activity
Source: RefSeq, a predicted model, not a curated record
GUGCGUAACGCAAGUCCCAUGCGCUUCCAUUCAUUAGCAGCGCUCAGGAGGGUGUGUGAGUGAGUGAGUGAGUGAGUGUGUGUGUGCGCGCGCGCGCUGUCCCUGACCAAUACAUACAGAUACACGGGAUGGAGAUGAUGAGACUCUACUAGGACGAGUGAACCUUCUAGAUUGGAUAAAUUUUGGGAUCGGAUCUGAAUCAGCGUGUUUGCGCUAGGACUCUCCAUCUGGGUCUAUUAACGGGACAUAUCUGCCUAUAUAGCAUAUAGAAGAAUAUCUGCGUCUCUUUAUAUAAUGCCGACACAUAUAAGAUUUCGGAGAAGGUCAUUUCUCGGGCUUUUAUUUCUCUUCUCGCUCUCCACUUCUGCACUGUACUUCAUCUAUUCAGCUCCUGGAAUAGUUAAUGAAUACCUGUUCAUGGCUCAGGCCCGCGGAAUCCAGAUCCGUGAGAAUAUGAGGUAUAUGGGAGCUCAAGUUCUUGAGCAGAUGGUCCGCACUGCAUAUAACAUCAACGGCACAGACUACCCAUAUGAGUUUAACUUCAACGAGACAGAUGUUCCCACCACUCCUUACCUCCCGGAUGGCUUCACAUACAAGCCCGAUCAGGUCUGCCCGGAGAAACUGCCAUCCAUGAAGGGCCGAUUGAAGGUGAACAUGAGUGAGAUCGCUUUAUCAGAUAUUGAGAAACUUCUCAAGCAGGCAGAUCCAAGUCUGUCUCUCGGAGGUCACUGGAAACCUCACGACUGUCUCCCACGCUGGAAGGUGGCCAUCUUGGUUCCUUUCCGAAAUCGCCAUGAGCACCUUCCAAUACUUUUCCGACAUCUGAUCCCAGCACUGCAGAGGCAGAGAUUGCAAUUCGGCUUCUAUGUCAUUGAACAGACAGGAAAUGAACCCUUCAAUCGUGCCAUGCUGUUUAAUGUCGGUUUCAAAGAGGCAAUGAAGGACUUGAACUGGGAUUGCUUAAUAUUUCACGAUGUUGACCACAUUCUGGAAAAUGACCGCAACUACUAUGGUUGUGGUAAAAUGCCAAGACAUUUUGCGGUCAAACUCAACAAGUACUCUUACAUGCUUCCAUAUGAAGAGUUCUUUGGUGGGGUGAGUGGGAUGACCGUGGAACAGUUCAGAAAGAUAAAUGGCUUUCCCAAUGCUUUCUGGGGCUGGGGAGGGGAAGACGACGACCUUUGGAACAGGGUUCAGUUUGCUGGCUACAAAGUGAGUCGACCUCAUGGAGAACUUGGUCGUUACACGUCUAUACCACACCACCACCGAGGGGAAGUCCAGUUUCUGGGCAGAUACAAGUUGCUCCAUAGAUCCAAGGAAAGACAGAGUCUGGACGGCCUGAAUAACUUGAAUUACUCCCCUCUAGUGUUCCGGAAGGGUCUUUACACGAAUGUGUCAGUGACACUCAGUCGAGACCUGGCCCCCAUCGCUGAUUACUGACAUCAUACGAGGGACAGGCAGGAGAGACACAUGCACAGAGAGAGAGAGAGAGAGAGAGGGAGAGAGAGAGAGAGAGAGAGAGAGAGAGAGAUUCCACAGAUCCUCUUUUUUACAUUUAUUUAAUUUUUUUUACAUUUUUUUCUUUUCUACCUAAUUUUUGUACCUUAUUUCACCACAUUUUAUUUUUUAUUUUUCCUUUGUCACUCAUCUACUGUCUGUCUAUCAUGUGAAUUGAUCUGUUCUGGAAUCCAAAACCCCAACUGCUGGUUUCCCCUCGUCGGACCAAUCAGAUCCGACGUGGUGUGUCUUCUAAUCGGACUUUGCCAGGGGGAUGAAGUCACAUGUUUACAGCAUGAAUGAGAAAAGCCAUUGAACAAGUCAAUGACAGUUAUACUAAACGACUUUUGUAGGGUUUGGGGAAUAUGCCCUCUGCUCUGCCAGAAGCAAACACAGCUGGUUCUGUGUAUUAGAAUAUCAACCAAUAAAUGCAGAUUAAAUAAAUAAAUAAAUAAAUAAUAAAUAAGCAUGCACUGAUACUAACAGUAGAUGCUACUAACAUCACACGUUUGUGUGUGAGUAUUCACUCAUGAAACGUGGAAAUGAACACCCUAACAUAGUCAUUUUAGCCAUAUGAUAUAAACAUGCUCAUUUACCGGCAAACAUCUUUCGGACGUAUACAACAAAGAUUUGUCUUGACAUUAUGACACCCCUACAGAAUGACACCAUGAAGUGGCUUGACAAGCAUAGUUUCCUCUCCUGUGUUGAUGUGUAUUCCAUUAAAACAAGGGCAAACAGAAGUUGGGGCAUAUCAAAGGGCUUGAAGCUUUUUAUAAAUAGCCAGUAGCUUAUUUCACAGCUGUGAAUCAAGCUUGUUUCUGCCACUGAAUAAAAAAUAUUUUAUUCUAUUUUUCCUCAGAAUCACAUAAUAUAAACUUGCAAGUAAUAAAGUCAGAAUUGUGAGAUAUAAAUCCACAAUUCUGAGAAAAAAAAGUCAGUAUUUUUUUCUCCUCAGAAUUGGACUCGCAAUUGCAAGUUUAUAUCACAAUUCUGAGGAAAAAAGUCAGAGUUGUGAGAUAAAAAGUCACAAUUAUCUUUUAAAUUGUUUUAUUCCGUAGCAGAAACAAGCUUCCAUACAGAUGGUAUUAGAGAGAGGGACAUUUGAUUAAACAAAAAACUGGUCAUGCCCACCUAUAAGUGAAAAUUUGUCAUCACUAUUGUUGGCCCGUUUUCCCUGGAAAGUAAUAGUCACAUUUAGAGUAAUUUAAGUAAGUGAUUUUCCUCAACUCUUAGGAGAACACCAGCAUAUCAAAGCUAAUAGACAUGGACUAAAAUGGGGUCUCUAACAAACCCAAGAGCCAUAUACAAACCACCACAAUGCCAGCAAAAUGCAUCUUUGUCUGAAUGAUCACGUAUUUCUGCUCUGUACACUGGAGUAUGUGUCACAGGAGCUAGAUAAGGACCAGCUGACUCGAUACUUUCAAAAUUUGUCAAGCUGUAUUUAUGUGGGUCUGCUGGCCAUUCAAAAUUGUUGGAUUGUCUGACAAAAAAAAAAAAAAAAAAAAAAAACAUUUUGUGGUUUGUGCUUCCAGAGGGGUUUUUCCAUUAGUUCCUGCUUACAUUGUGUGGAUAUUUUAAGAGUGUUUCCCAUGCACUGCCCUUCACAAACAAAUUGACAUGCUUUGCAUUUUGAGCAAUAUGCUGCUACCUCUCUGCAUGUGUAGUCAACUCAUAUUGAAGCAAGGGGUGUGUGUUGUCUGAGAUAAAACUCUGUUCUGCUAUUAAGUUUUACAAGAGCCAACAAAUGACAUUGUUUAAUUCCGAGUGUUAUUGCCGGUUAAUCUCUUGAGCUAAAUUUGGACAAACAUUUGGCAGAAAAAACAACUUUAUUAGACCAAACACACACUUUGGGCCUCCUUCAUGAAACACAAGAAUGAUUUUUGGUCUAAAUCAUUCAUUCUUGAGCAAGUUGUCAUAUUUAUCCGACAGUCUACUUUCAAGAAACAGAAUUUGCAUGCAAAUCAUUGAGAAAUAUGAUGCAGUAGUUUACGUUCAUAAAAGCAGACUCAAUUUCUGCGUUAUCGUUCAUAAAAACAUUCUUUCACAAUUUGUCAAAUUGAACUUAAUGCAAAUGACUUUCUGAAUAAUUUACAGAGAAAUUUAUUGUGCUCGUGUUUCAUACGUUUCUGAAACAUGAUGUCCACGUCAAUUAUUUAUGAAUCGUACAUGAGGCUUUCAUUCCAUCACAAUAGCAUACUAUCAACACGCGUUUAGCCUAUGUCGUUUAGAAAUCUUAGAGGCAUCGUAAUGCGUAUUUGUGAGCGUGUGUUUGUGUGUGGCCUAUUCAUCAAGUCAUGGAGGCUGGCCCUCAUAUUUAUUCAUUCUUUUAUGAAAAUUUUUUUAGUUAAUUGUUUUACUGUAAUUGUGAUUAUUUUGAGGGAAACAGAUCAAUUAAGAUAACUGUGAUGUAAAAACAAGCACUGAAAUAUGUUUCUUAACAAUGUGAGGCUGAUCUUGGGAAGAGAGUCUUUUUGCAAUUAAACUGAAUGGACAGCUGUUUCGUAUGAUGACACGAGAGAAGGAGACAGUUAGAGAGAUCGUUCUUGAGCGCCCAGUGAACUUAUCCUACCUAGAUAACCGAUGGUGCUGAUCUCAUGGACAUUAGUAUUGUGCUGCCAUGGUAGCUACUUAUGUCUUGUAACAGAUAAUUAUAUGGGAUUGAAACUAAUCACACUCUUGCCUCAUUAACCAUGUCGGCAGUGUAAUCUAUACAUGUAGCAGGUAAAUCCUGUUUAUGCGCUCCAAGCAGUUAUCUCUAAUGUUUGAUUCUCUCUGUGUUUGACACUUAUGGAGUUUUGCGCCAAUGUCUGGGGUAUUUUUUUUACUCGUAUAAAAAGUAACAAUUGAUGCUUUUACACUGUGUCCAAACACAGUGGAAUCUGACAAGCAGAAGUAGAAAACCAAGGUACCAACAAAAUGUUGCGUUGCUUGUAAAAUUUGGUUUGAAAAGAAAAGAAAACUACACAGAAGGGAAAACAAGUCUUUGUAUUUACAUGGAGGAGUAGGCUAAUUUUUAUUGCUUGUUUCUGUACUGCGCAUCUAAAUAUAAAAGAAAAGUUAUUGAUUUUUCGCAGGUGUUUUACCUGUAUUUUGAAUUGCAUUGUGUUGUGUUUUAAGAUUAAAGGAAAUGUCAGGUAAUGUACUGUCCACUACCUACAAGUACCUCUGCUUUUCUACAUUUUUGGACACAGUUAGCCCAUAAGUUCAAAAUCCUAAUGAAUGUAUAGCUAAUGGAAUAACUAAUGGAAUUUGAAUCAAAUGCUGCGUUCACGCCAUGUCAUAAUUACCGUCAUUUUGAGAUGACAGCACUAUCAAUGGCUAAAUGAAUCUGCAGCAGUCAGGUCGUACAAGUCGGAGCUCUCAGAAAAUUCCCAGCUUACAAGUUGUAAUUACGAGCUCUACGAGGACGUGAACGCUUUUUACUAGUUGAAAUCUCGUAAUUACGGGCAUUAACCUACAACAUGGCGUGAACACACCUAAACCUAAGGUCAAAUAGGAAUUCUCUACAAAUCAAAUAUAGAUUUGAACAUUUCCAAAUGUCAGUUCAUUCAAUAGUGUUUUUAUUAUUAUUAUUUUAUUACUAUUUUUUUUUUUACAAGAUUCCUACAGUAUUUGAUUCCUUGGUUCCAAAUUAUGAUUAGCAUUCAUUGGUUUUUUUUUUUUUUUUUUUUUUUUUUUUUUUCACUUUAUAAUUAGGGUUAUAUGUUUAGUGUAAGGAAAAUGUUUUGUUUUAUUUUGUAGAAUCAAAAGUUUCUUGCACCUGCUGGGUUUAUUUAACUUAUAUAUUAAAUAUUAAUAUAUAUAUAUAUAUAUAUAUAUAUAUUAUUAUUAUUAUUAAUAUUAUUAUAUUAAAUAUUAAAUAAAAUGCAAUGCUGGUCUCGAAUCAGAGAUAAGGCACGGAAAAUCCUACUCCUCCAGCCCUGUGUUCGUUACAGGCCCCGUCAUUGGCACACUCCAGUCCACUAUAGAUCCCAUUCAGGUCCAGUUGAAAUGACAGGGAGGGCGCUAACCCAUCCCUUGAACAACUGGCUGCCUUACCUGUUAAUUUAUUCAAUAUAAUCAUGUUUUUAUUUUUUUAUAAGCAAAUAUAUUUAAAUCUUUUAAUGUGUUUAUUCACUUGUGCAUAUUGUGUAGUGUUUUUUGGAGCAAAAGAUGUCAUAUAAAGGAAUUUCAAAGAUUGACUUACUAUUAAGAAAGAAUUUGGAGCCAUUAAGUCAGACAAUGAUUUGGUGCCAUUUUAUUUACCUCUCUGUGUAUGCCAUGAGCUUUACAAGCUGUAUUUUCUAUUCACUCAAACAUUUGUUUCUUUUUUUAAUCAUAGUCCUCCAGGCCUUAAAUACUGUUUCAGGAUUAUUUGUGAUGAUGAAGAUGUUCCUCUUUAUCAUUAUCAUAUGAUCAAACAUUAUAAUAUUUAUGUCUUUCUGAAAGGUCUUUUGUCGGCCAAACGUCUGCAACAUUCUCAAAAUGAAAAACAUUCAACAUUAUUUGUAAUAUCAAGACAGCUGAAAUGUUAUGAAAAAAUAAGAUGCUGUCGUCCAUUAUAAGGAGAUCCAGUCUUCUUGAAGUGAAGCCAUCUGCCACUCGUACAACACAUCUCGGCCUUAGUGUUUGUGUAUGAACAUAUCUUUGAGUAGAAACACUUUGUAUGAUGUGAGCUCUUUUUUUUCUAUUAUCAUUGUUGAAAUGACUGAAGUACACCAAUAAAAGUAAGUUUAAGCAAUAUCUCUUGUUUCUUGUCCUUGGUAUGUGUGAGUGAUUCAGUCAGCUGAAGUAAGUCACUUAAAAUGUCUUUCAUUGCAUUAUACCUAAUGAUCAUACGCUAAGAGACAUCUGCACUCAAGUAAUGCUCGGGGGAGUCAUUUUUUAACCUUAUAAAGCCCGCUUUAUCAUAUUUGAAAUGCAAAUUUGUAAGGCCUGUUUAUAUCUACAUGAUCAAAACUUUGCUGGAAACCCUGUUGUAUGCAAUCCAUAACAUGUCUUGAUUUUUAUAUAGUAAAUGUAAAAAUAAGUUUUAUAUUGUUAAUAUUUGCAGAUGAAAAUUUACUGGACUUAAGCAUCUUUACACGACACCAUUUUCAAAUAAAAACUGAAAACUU